Messenger RNA from Dermacentor andersoni, 3681 nucleotides. RefSeq names its product zinc finger MYND domain-containing protein 19-like. Gene Ontology annotation, cellular component: cytoplasm; membrane; synapse. The record is from RefSeq and is a predicted model, not a curated record. Lineage: Eukaryota; Metazoa; Arthropoda; Arachnida; Ixodida; Ixodidae.
CGCCGUAAGGGAAAGUGCUUCGCACUCUUCCGGUUUCCAGUAUAUCUUCUCUGCCCGCGUUUUACUGGCCCCGCCAGACAAAGGCCCUCUCUCUUCCCGCUUCCACCGCUUCCGUUUAUCGUUAUGUCCGCUGUUUCUGGGCGCGUCGCAAUUUGCCUGCUGCAGCUUGCGACGGGCCCCGAAUGCUGGCGUGGUUUCAUUGUUUUUGCGUAAUCUGCAGUCCUUGGAACGCACGCGUGCACGUAUGAAUCGUAUCCGAGGUGUGCGUUCCAGCUGCCCCGACUGGUGUCUCGGUUGUCGCGCGCGUUUGUGCGUCAUCCAGUGGGGACUUCUCACGAAGCCCUUUGCCAAUAUAUUCUCGGUACCGCUGGUGCAAUAUUUCGGCCGUUUUGUUGGACGGCCUUUAUGUGUACUACACGCGCUUUCGCAAUCUUCGGUUGCCGUGCUUCGCCGCGGGCUGGCACAAGUUCGUAGAGCUCCCGUGUAAGAACGGAGCGGAGAAACCACAAAAAAGAAAAAAAAAAACUAAAAGACGCCUAUCGGAAGGCCUGCUAUUAUCGUUCAGGAAGUGAAAAGGAAAAGUGGACCGACGGUUCCCCGUCCGCGCUGUCUGGACAUGCAUGAUUUCAGGGCGCAGAUAAAGUAUACUCUACUGGAUGAGCGGGACAUCACACUGGUCCACGAGUACUCGUUUGAGGCUCGUGUGGAGGUGGACAAGGACGGCAAUGGAGCCCAGAUAUUUGCCUACGCUUACGAGAUGAACCAGGGAAAGAGCACUGGGCAGUACCUGCACCAGCUGCUUUGGGAACGGCACUUUGGCGGAGUUGCCCCUGGGUUCCGGGUGGCACACCUGAAUGGGGUCACCAUGGACAACCGGCUGGAAAACCUAGCACUAGAGCGGAUAUGCCUGCCCUUGGCACCCCAUGUGGCUGACAUGCACAUGCCAGCUUCCCCCUCCUCGUCGCUGGCAGAGUCCCAGCCCAACAAACAGCGCGAGCAGUCGCUCUACUGGGCUGCCAUCCAGCAACUACCACCGGAGCACCUGGUUGAAGAGCUCGCAGAUGCUGCCGUCACCAAGUAUUACAAUGCCAACGGCGAAGUUAUUGAGGAAGACGAGGAGGGUGGCUGCUACUAUGAGUGCCACUAUCCACCCUGCAGCAGCCUGGAGCGGGAGCCCCGUGAGUUUAGCAUCUGUGGCCGCUGCCAAGCAGCCCGCUACUGUGGCCUCUUCUGCCAGCAGCGUGACUGGCCCUUGCACAAGCGCCACUGCCGCCCCAGGCUCCGAGCGCAUCGCGAGAAACCCCCAGAGCGAUGACGUGGGCUCACCGAUCCAACGUUAAUCCGGGGCGGCCCGUCAUUCGAGCUCUGCACCGCUUUUCCACUUAGGGGACCGCUGCCUUCCUUCGCUGUCAGCUCUGGCUUGCCAGUUUCACCUGCCGGCUGCGGUUAGAAGGAACAGCACCACUGGGACCUGCACUCUAGAGGUGGUGACAGGCUUAGUCCUGUGGAAGCCCUGUCGACUGAGCAGUGCUGUUUCGUCUGCCCAGUGUCACGGGGCACAGUGGGUGUGGUGUGCUCUGCCACUGCACAUGUGCACCCACUGCAAAGGCGAUGCCAGAUCUCCAGAACUUGGCAUCUGUGAGCUGUGGUGGUAGUGACGGCUCUACCUUGUUGUGGGAAGAGGUCUCGCUAAUGGAGCACUGCACUGCUCUUGCUUCACUGCCAGCACAUGGGUGCACAAACAGUGGGGUGCCGCUUGCACUUGGCAGUGGCCAUGUAGUGCUGAGAAUGGUAGAGGCGUCAGCUCCCACCACUUGAUCACCUCUGUGUGUAUGGCAGUGCCUGUUCCCCAUUUGAACUUCUGAGUGUUUUCGUACUCUGUGGCGCUGGCUAUUAAAGCAGUGCAUGCAUGUGUGUUGUCUCUUCCUCUUGUUUGCUCACAAUCAUGUCAAUGCCUCCAUCGUGCUUUUAUUCCCUUUUUUUUUAACUGGUGCUGUUACCUUCCCAUGUGUUCUCCCUCUGGUUUGUCAUUGGUGCUCUGUUUUGCUGUUAGGUGUUUGCCCAUCGAAAGUGCGCUUUGUUGUUGGCAGCAUGCAGUUUAAUGUUUGAGUUGUAUCGUUCCCAGGCUCAUUCUCACUUAAGGUUGUGCGGGAGAGUGGUAGUGUUGAGAAGUUCUUGCGAUGUCGUUGACAUUCCUUCGGGGCUUCCCUAUUUUCCAUAUGUCCAGCUUUGUUGCUUGCAGUUGUCAGGUGGACUAAUAUAAAUUGCAUACAUUAUUAGUGUGAGCAUGCACUCUGCACCCGUUCUGAUGUGCUCACACUUGGGAUGCUACAUUGGCACGAUGUGCCUCCCAGGUUUAAUUUCAAGCUGGAGCAUCCGAGCCUGCAACUGCAAGCAGUUUCCAUGCCAGCAGAAGUCUCCAUUUUGUCCAAGGUAGUGGCUGGAAGCACAGUCCUUCUAGUUCUCUACUAAUGUGAAAAACGAGAGCACCCGGAACUGACUAAAAAAAUGCUUUGUGAGGCCUUGCAAUAGCACUUUUCACCAAGCUUGAAGUGCCAAGCACAGCUGCUAGAAAGCCUUAUUAAUUUGCUGCGGAUUUUGUCGUAGUAGAGGGCCCCCCCCCUCACCCCCACCCCACCUACUCUUCCGGAGGGUCUAAUACUGAGGUGUCUUGUAGUACCCAAGGAGAUCUCAAGCUUAUUUGAAUGAAGCAGUAAAUGAAGAGUAAUCACUCCCUUGCAGUAUUAACUGCAUUUAACUUCUCUAAAGAGAUUGCACUGUUGGUAAACUGCUCCCAGUAGCUGUUGGGUACACUGCCAAUUGUAUCUGGAGCCAGUCAACUAUGCUUGUAGGAACAGUGUUUUAAUGGGGCCCCCCAAGAGUUGGUCUGCAGUCUCUGCACCCUUUGAUGUUGGAUGGUAGUGACAGUUCUCAGAUAUUCAGUCCAACCUCCUGCCCACAACUGCCACUGUAAGCACACCAACCUGUAUAGCCUACAGGUAGUCCAAUCUAAGGGUAAUGCGACAUGAAACAUGGAAAGUGCAGAUGUUGCCAGAGUUAAUGUGCUGAAGCAAGUUUUGGUUUUGCCCUUGGUGUGAUGCCCUUUCCAGUGUGUUUGGUAAUGUGUGGCCAUGCAAAUGCUGCUUGGUGCAAGAGCUUGCACAGGCUGCUUCUGGUGACAUUGAAACAGCGUCCUUAAAGUUGCUGCAGUAGUGAAGGCCACCAGAAUCGUGCUUGUGCCAUCGGUGGCACUUGUUUCCACCAAGAAGCUACAGACGCAAGUGUUGCGAGAGAACUUUGAAAGGAUCCAGUUGCUACAGGCUUUCCCACUGCAGUUGUAGUAGUAGCACCUCCAUGCCGUCAGUGCGCUCUGGCAAAUUGUCGGCACUGCUCAUGCACAUGGUCUGUGAAGCCCACUUUCCCGAGCAAAAGCACCACAGAGAUGUCUACCUCCCUCGCAUAACUUGUACAGAUCUGCUGUUCUUGUGGGUCUUGUAAGCUACAUUUCUUACCAAAGCCUUUUGUUCAAGUGUUGUCCACUUGCAACACCAUGGUGGCGUAGUGUGCCACUGCCGCCUUUUUGAUGGUGAUGUGCAGGCCUGUUGGUUAGCUGUCAAGUUUUUCUGUCCACAGCACACUGGGUGAGAAUGCAGUUUGAAUGGAGUGGUAGCUUUUGCAUGC